Messenger RNA from Magallana angulata, 1453 nucleotides. RefSeq lists its product as uncharacterized. The coding region runs from base 1 to 1161 and encodes 386 amino acids. Gene Ontology annotation, molecular function: protein binding. The record is from RefSeq and is a predicted model, not a curated record. The transcript has 3 exons. NCBI's taxonomy places the organism in Eukaryota, Metazoa, Mollusca, Bivalvia, Ostreida, Ostreidae.
AUGAACUUUCUUUGCAUAAACACAUUCUUCAAGAUGAUUCUUACGGGUCUCUGUAUGUUACUGAUAAUUUCAAGAGUUCAAACUUCCACCAUUUCUAUGCUAACAGAUGAUGAAACAACAAACGCAACGAGUCUCAACCUUGAUACGUUGGAUUCUAACAAUGUGGACGUAUUUAGACAGCUUCUAAACCAGGAAACCAUCAUCAGAAUGACGUUGGUCAAGAAUGUUCACGCGCUUAUGAAAGACAUGUUGAUAUUACAAGAAAAACUCACUGCAGCCGAAAACAGGAUUUCCAAGAUUCACACAUCUACUGAUCAUGAAAUAUCUAAGCUGAAGGAGGAGGUCAAACUUUUAAAAACGGAAAACGAAUUUCUAAAAAAUAACAGCGCUCAAGUAAGAGCCGACAUAGAUCAGUUGAAUGAAAACUUGACUGACUUAUCGAACACCCUUACUGACGUAAAAAUUGAGGUUCGAUAUCUGUCGAUAACGUUGUUUGAUAUUAACACUAAUGUGCGAGAAACCGCCGAAAUAUUACAGCAUCACAAUAAUUCAAUGGAAAAUAUAAACUCAGACAUAGUUCACAACGACCGAAAACAAUCUGCAGCAUUGUUGGAGCUAGGAAAACAACACGUGAGAUUUAUUGAUGACAUUCGUAACACCACAAGGACUCUUAAGGCUGACAUUGACCAAUUUCAAACGGAUCAGUGGAGGUUAUCAGCUUCUGUAUCAUCUUUGGAACUAUUCCGUAACAAUCAAACGAAAUGUGAUCAAAACCAAGAAGUAGCCUUCACUGCUUCAGUAACAUCGCCUAGCUCUACUUGGAAUAGCGGGACUUUGAUAUUUGAUGUGGUCAUCACGAAUACCGGAAAUGGAUACAACCCCAGCACAGGGGUUUUCACCUCGCCUAGAAGUGGAACAUACGUCUUCUACAUUACUGCUAUAGAAAACAGUGCACAAUCUCUUUUCAUAGAUAUAGUAUUAAACAGCGUGUCUAAAGUUCGAGCGUAUUGUCAUAGUUCUGCAUCAUACCGUACAGGGACUAACAUGGUAGUGUUAGAACUCCAGAAGGGAGACAGUGUAUGGGUGAGGCAUUAUAGUGGAAAAGGCUAUCACACCCACUCUGUACCCUUAACAACAUUCUCUGGAUAUCUUAUUUCAUAAAGUUUAAGUAUUCAUUCACAUUAAUGUGUUUAGCUUUGAUUGGGUUUUUUUCAGGAUUUAAUUUGUAAAAAAGUAUAAUAUCUGCAUUCUUUUUAAAAAACUUUGCAAACUUUUUUUUUAACGGGAACUGUACUUAAGUAUGUUUGCUACGAUUAAUGUGUAAUGUAUUCUGUAGACGUCGACUAAAGUGUUUAAUUAUUUUAAAUUACUAUUAAAGUUGACUGUUUAACAAUUGAUUUUUCGGACUUUCGGACUUUUUUUUUAAUCGUUUAUUUAUUUCCUUCUCAGGGUC